Molecule: messenger RNA, 966 nt
Organism: Octodon degus (degu)
Lineage: Eukaryota; Metazoa; Chordata; Mammalia; Rodentia; Octodontidae
Gene: Nfu1
Product: NFU1 iron-sulfur cluster scaffold
Exons: 9
Coding region: 58-855 (265 amino acids)
Biological process (GO): iron-sulfur cluster assembly
Cellular component (GO): mitochondrion
Molecular function (GO): iron-sulfur cluster binding; iron ion binding
Source: RefSeq, a predicted model, not a curated record
UUCCGGGGCGCGGAGGAAACGGACCCAUUUGCCGCUGCGCAUCCUCCGACUGAGACCAUGGCAGCCGCCGCCUGGUGGGGUUGGGGAGCUGCAGGCGCUGCGGCCGGGCUGCGUAGGCGAUUAUGUCAUAUGAUGAAUCCAAACCCCAUCAGGAAACAGCCGAUGCAUCAGUUUGUACAAAGACCCCUUUUCCCAUUACCUGCCACCUUGUGUAACACAGAAUUGGGGAUUGAACUCACCCCCUUGCGCUUGCCAGUGCGGUACAUGUUUAUUCAAACACAAGAUACCCCAAAUCCUAACAGCUUAAAAUUUGUACCAGGAAAACCAGUUCUUGAGACAAGGACCAUGGAUUUUCCUACACCAGCUGCAGCAUUUCGCUCUCCUCUGGCGAGGCAAUUAUUUAGGAUUGAAGGAGUAAAAAGUGUCUUCUUUGGACCAGAUUUCAUCACUGUCACAAAGGAGAAUGAAGAAUUAGACUGGAAUUUACUGAAACCAGAUAUUUAUGCAACAAUUAUGGACUUUUUUGCAUCUGGCUUACCCCUAGUUACUGAGGAAACAUCGUCAGGAGAACCAGCUUCUGAAGAAGAUGAUGAAGUUGUGGCAAUGAUUAAGGAAUUACUAGAUACUAGAAUACGGCCGACUGUACAGGAAGAUGGAGGAGAUGUAAUCUAUAAAGGCUUUGAAGAUGGCAUAGUACAGCUGAAACUCCAAGGGUCUUGCACCAGCUGCCCCAGCUCAAUCAUCACUCUGAAGAAUGGGAUUCAGAACAUGCUACAGUUUUAUAUUCCGGAAGUAGAAGGUGUAGAACAGGUGAAGGAUGAUGAAUCAGAUGAAAAAGAAGCAAACUCGCCUUAAAAUAAUCUGGAUUUUCUUUGGGUAUAACAGUUGGACUUAUAAUGUAUACCAAGUUUUUAUUAAUAUGCUGGGGAACUUGAAGAUGAACAAAAAUGCCCUUUUCUUAGAGAA